GAGAGUUGGAGAUGUUCCAGAAAGACGGGGAGCGCAAGAUUCAGAGCCGGCAGCAGCUUCCGGUUGGAACAACAUGGGGGCCUUUUGCUGGGAAGAUGGAUCUGAAUAAUAACACCUUGAAGACAAAGGCUUCAGUCCCUAUGGUACUGACUGCUGGCCCCAAGUGGUUGCUGGAUGUGACUUGGCAAGGAGUGGAAGACAACAAAAACAACUGCAUUGUGUACAGCAAAGGAGGGCAGCUUUGGUGUACCACUACCAAGGCCAUCUCAGAGGGUGAAGAACUGAUUGCCUUUGUUGUAGAUUUUGACUCAAGGCUGCAAGCAGCUAGUCAGAUGACUCUUACAGAAGGGAUGUAUCCUGCACGCCUGCUGGACUCAAUACAAUUGCUCCCUCAACAAGCUGCAAUGGCAUCUAUUUUGCCUACGGCUAUUGUGAACAAGGACAUAUUCCCUUGCAAAUCCUGUGGCAUUUGGUAUCGAAGUGAGAGGAAUUUACAAGCCCAUCUCAUGUACUACUGCAGUGGGAGGCAAAGAGAGGGGCCUCAGCUGUCGGAGGAGAAUGAAGAUAGCACGCAGCAGAUAUCCAGUGUCUGCCCCUUUCCGCAGUGCACCAAAAGUUUUUCUAAUGCAAGAGCUCUGGAAAUGCACCUAAAUUCUCACAGUGGAGUGAAGAUGGAAGAAUUUCUCCCCCCUGGUGCUAGUUUGAAAUGCACAGUUUGUACUUACACUGCAGACUCAGUGAUUAACUUUCAUCAGCACCUGUUCUCUCAUCUUACUCAAGCUGCCUUUAGAUGCAAUCACUGCCAUUUUGGCUUCCAAACUCAGAGGGAGCUACUGCAGCACCAAGAGUUACAUGUCUCUGGCAACAAGAUUCAGAGAGAAAGUGACAUUGAACACUCACCAAGUGGAAACGAAGAAGGUUUACAGCCAGCAACGGACCUGUUGAGCAGAAAUGAUGUUCCCCAAAGCCAAAAGACCAUGCAGACUAAAGAUGCAAGUUCUGAUACGGAGCUCGAUAAAUGUGAAAAAAAGACUCCACUUUUCCUUCCAAACCAGAGGCCAGAAACACAGCCUGCAACAAAUAAGCAAAGUUUUUCAUACACUAAAAUAAAAUCUGAACCAUCCAGUCCAAGACUUGCCUCAUCGCCUGUUCAGCCCAAUAUUGGCCCUUCUUUCCCAAUGGGACCUUUUCUUUCCCAGUUUGCUUUCCCCCAGGACAUCACUGUGGUUCCUCAGGCUUCAGAGAUAUUAGCCAAAAUGUCUGAACUGGUACAUCGAAGACUGAGGCAUGGAAGUAGCAAUUAUCCUCCUGUAAUUUACAGUCCUUUGAUGCCAAAAGGGGCUACAUGUUUUGAGUGUAACAUAACAUUCAAUAAUUUAGACAACUACUUGGUACACAAAAAGCAUUACUGCAGCAGCCGAUGGCAGCAGAUGGCGAAGUCACCAGAUUUUUCCAGUGUUCCAGAAAAAAUGCCAGAAGCUGUAAGUCCCAGUAAUGGUCAAAGCUCUAUAAACAUCUUGAAUACAACUCCUCACACAUCGGAUCCUGAGAAUCAGCUUCUGCAGACCCCUUGCAUAAACUCUUCGAGUGUUUUAGAUUUGAUUGGGCCAAACAAUAAAGGUCAUGAUAAAGACUUUACAGCACAAGCUAAGAAGUUGUCAAGUGCAAGCAAUGGUGAUGAGAAGAUAAAUGGAAAACCUUCUGAUGUGAAGAAUCCCAGCACUCCUUUAGUAGAAGGGGAGAGUGAUCCCAGUAAGACCACGUGUGAAGCUUGUAAUAUUACUUUCAGCAGACAUGAAACAUACAUGGUCCACAAGCAGUAUUAUUGUGCCACUCGCCAUGAUCCCCCCCUGAAGAGGUCUGCUUCCAACAAAGUGCCUGCCAUGCAGAGAACGAUGCGUACCCGGAAGCGAAGGAAGAUGUAUGAGAUGUGCCUACCGGAGCAAGAGCAAAGGCCACCCCUAGUUCAGCAACGAUUUCUAGAUGUUGCUAAUCUUGGCAAUCCUUGUACUUCUACUCAAGAGUCGGCAGAAGGCCUUGGAGAAUGUUACCAUCCACGAUGUGAUAUAUUUCCAGGAAUAGUCUCAAAGCAUCUGGAAACAUCCCUAUCUAUGAACAAGUGUGUUCCAGUUUCAAAGUGUGAUACUCCACACUCUACUGUUGCUUGCUUGGAGAUGGAUGUGCCAAUAGAUCUCAGUAAAAAAUGUUUAUCCCAGUCAGAGAGGACAUCCACUUCUCCUAAAAGGCUGCUGGACUACCAUGAGUGCACAGUGUGCAAGAUCAGUUUUAACAAGGUGGAGAACUACCUUGCUCAUAAGCAAAAUUUUUGCCCUGUCACUGCCCAUCAGCGUAAUGACCUGGGUCAACUGGAGAGCAAGGUGUUUCAAAACCCGGAAAGUGAAAGAAACAGCCCAGAUGUCAGUUAUGAAAGAAACAUAAUCAAAUGUGAGAAAAAUGGAAACUCAAAACAGUCCUCUCCUAAUGGAAACUUAUUUUCGACACACUUAGCAACACUUCAAGGACUAAAAGUCUUUAGUGAAGCAGCCCAGCUUAUUGCUACAAAAGAAGAAAACAAACAUUUGUUUCUUCCACAAUGCCUUUACCCUGGAGCAAUAAAGAAAGCUAAAGGAGCAGAUCAGCUUUCCCCAUAUUAUGGAAUAAAGCCAAGUGAUUACAUUUCUGGUUCUCUUGUCAUUCAUAAUACUGAUGUAGAUCAAAGCACAAAUACAGAAAGUGAAUCUCCUAAAGGCCAAACUCCUUCAAAUGGAUGUGCUGUGCAGAAGAAAGAAUCUCUUCCAUUAUUGCCAAAAAACCGAGGCAUGGUAAUAGUUAAUGGGGGACUAAAACAGGAGGAAAGAUCUACAGCAAACCCACAACAAGAGAACAUUUCCCAGAAUCCUCCGCAUGAAGAUGGGCACAAGUCUCCCUCCUGGAUCUCUGAGAAUCCUUUAACUGCAAAUGAAAAUGUCUCUCCAGCAAUUCCUACAGCGGAGGAACAGUUGUCUAGUAUAGCAAAAGGAGUGAAUGGUUCUACCCAGGCCCCAACCAGUGGAAAAUAUUGCCGACUGUGUGACAUCCAGUUCAACAAUCUUUCAAACUUUAUAACUCAUAAGAAGUUUUAUUGCUCGUCACAUGCAGCAGAACAUGUCAAAUGAAACAAUUGGUCGGUCACCUUUGGUACCUGUGUUUAGCAUAUUGUUCCAUACAGUCUAAAGAAAGCUGUUUGAAUUACAUCUGGACAAUCAGGAGAUAAUUCACUAUUGCUGAGUUGAAGACUUAAAGGUGUAAUUUCAUUACAGUCCAUUAGUAAAGUGUAUUAUUGGUGCCAUUUUCAAAAAUAUUAAUUUAUUUUACCAGCAGUAUUCAUAGCUGUAGUUAUGUUAUUUUUUAUUUAAAAACUUUAUAUUAAAGUCAUUUGUAAUGUUAUUGUAUAGUUAUUGUGUAGCACAUAUGGUUUGCACUGUAUAGUAGAUUUUAAAGAAAAUAGUCACAAACAAUACAGAAAAGCAUUUUAGAAAUAGCUUCAAAAGCACUUGUGUAUCCUGAUUUUUUUUCUUAUAUGCUGUUGCAGAUAUAUGUAUAUGCUAAAAUAUAACUUGCAAAAAAGUUUCAACUAUGCUGUAAAGUUCGCCUUAAAAUUUCAAUUUUUUGAACAAUUGGGCUCAGUUUGCACUUUAUAUUUUAGCAGAUACAGUACCUUAGUCAUUAGGCUUUGCAUUUGUAUGUAGCAGUAUGUUUCUGUCCACUUUCUUAAUCUGAAACGUACGUUAAAUGAAGAUGGCAAUUUUUUUCUUGUAUAGUACUUGUAUUUUCUUUCGCUGAUGCAUCUCUGUCUCAAUUUUUAAACCUUUGCUGUUAAAUGCAAUACUUUAUAAAGAAUGAACAAAAUUACUGGAAGCAGUAUUGUAAGUAAUGAGGUCAUAUCAAUCAGUUUUAUCUUUUGAAAGGCACAGUCAAAAACAAAACCCUAAACUCAAUGCUGCAAUUAUGAAUCUAAUUCAUAUAUAAGAUAUAUUUAAAUAUAAGAGUAGCAAUACUGCAACUGGUGAUCACAAAGAUAAUGUUCUACUUCUGAUAGAAAUAAUUUCUCAACAAAUGUUGUUACUAUGCAUGUAUAUGGAUGGAAUAAAAUUCCAGAUCAUUGGA
Messenger RNA from Struthio camelus australis, 4146 nucleotides. NCBI's taxonomy places the organism in Eukaryota, Metazoa, Chordata, Aves, Struthioniformes, Struthionidae. The record is from RefSeq and is a predicted model, not a curated record.